Musa acuminata subsp. malaccensis (wild Malaysian banana) is the source of this 2102-nucleotide messenger RNA. Its product is annotated as protein ALP1-like. Lineage: Eukaryota; Viridiplantae; Streptophyta; Magnoliopsida; Zingiberales; Musaceae. The record is from RefSeq and is a predicted model, not a curated record.
CCGCUCCUCUUAUCCCCGUCCACCGUUCACAUCUGGUCUGCGCCUCCGCCUUUUUUCCUCUUUCGAGUCCGCCCCUUUCGUCAUCCGACCCUUUUUUUUUCUUGCUUCUCCAAACGACGCCACCAACCGCCGCAAUAGAUCAAUAGAAAGAUAGGAAUAUCUUCCAUAUAUGAAUAGUUUUCCGGCAGCCGCCACCACCCAACCCCUCCUCGAAGACGACUUCUCCUUUUACAUCUCCUUUUUUCAGGACGACUCCGCCGCACCACCCGCUUCGCCUCCGACGUCGAUCUCCGACAUGCCCAAGGGUCGCCGUAGACGAGAAGCCGGCGCAUCCGCCUCCGGUGAUGAGAGGAGGAAGAAGCGGAAAUCGAUCGCCAAUCUGCUGACCUCCAUCGCGGCGAUCGACGCCCAGGAUGAGUCCGAGCGGCGCGAGUCCGACGAAGACUCUCGCCGCGAGCUCUCACUUCUCGAGGAGAACCACCACCGGAAGGCUGAGGUCAUGCUCGACUACUACUCCCGCCUCGAGGACAACUUCUCCGCCCUCGACGAUGACGCUGACACCCUCCGCUCCAAGCGCGUCCGAGUAGCCGCCUCUGCGGUCGCCGCUGCAGCGGCGGCGGCCUCCGCUUCCGUCGAGAACGACGCUGGCCCUGCCACUUCCGCCGCCGGAAGCGGCCACCAGCAGAGGCGGCUUUGGGUGAAGGACCGGUCGCGAGCGUGGUGGGACCAAUGCAACAGCCCGGAUUUCCCCGAGGCGGAGUUCCGACGAGCGUUUCGGAUGGGCCGCGCCACGUUCGAUUUGAUCUGCGAUGAACUUGGGUCGGCAGUAGCGAAGGAGGACACGAUGCUCCGUGCCGCUAUCCCCGUCCGCCAGCGAGUGGCGGUGUGCAUCUGGAGGUUGGCCACCGGCGAGCCGCUCCGGCUCGUCUCGAAGCGGUUCGGGCUCGGCAUCUCCACUUGCCACAAGCUCGUCCUCGAGGUCUGCACCGCGAUCAAGACCCUUCUCAUGCCAAAGUUCGUCCAGUGGCCCGACGGGGCCGCCGCUGCCGAAGCAAAAUCCCACUUCGAGGCCGCGUCGGGAAUCCCCAAUGUCAUCGGGUCCAUGUAUACCACCCACAUACCUAUCAUCGCGCCCAAAAUAAGUGUCGCCGCCUACUUCAACCGCCGUCACACAGAGCGCAAUCAAAAGACAUCUUAUUCCAUCACCGUCCAAGGGGUGGUCAACCCCGACGGUGUGUUCACGGACGUCUGCAUCGGGUGGCCCGGAUCGAUGCCUGACGACAAGGUGCUCGAGCAAUCGGCUCUGCACCAGAGGGCAGCUGCCGGGAUGCUCAAGAACACUUGGAUCGUGGGGAGCUCGGGCUAUCCUCUUAUGGAUUGGGUGCUGGUGCCGUACACCCACCAAAACUUGACGUGGACGCAGCAUGCCUUCAAUGAAAAGAUCGGGGAGGUUCAGCGGAUCGCUCGGGAGGCAUUCGCAAGGUUGAAGGGGCGGUGGACUUGUUUACAGAAGCGAACAGAAGUAAAACUGCAGGAUUUGCCUGUGGUUAUUGGCGCUUGCUGUGUGCUGCAUAACAUCUGUGAGCUAAGGAAGGAGGAGAUGGAGCCGGAUCUCAAGUACGAACUGGUGGACGAUGAGAUGGUGCCUGAGAACAGCAUACGGUCGGUGAGUGCAUCACAGGCCAGGGACAAUAUUGCUCAUAAUUUGCUACAUCAUGGCCUUGCCGGCACAGCUUUCUUUUAGUUUCUUUACAAAAUUGAAAUUCUUUUGUUUGUUGUCAUUUAUGGAACCAUGCAGAAUAAAACUGAUUGGGCUUUUUGGUUGGUAGGACUGUAAAGCAAGGUUGGUCGUUCCUAAUGACUGUAAGGUUUGAGUACUUAAUUAGGUUAGCGUAGAGUCUGUUUGGAGAGGUAGAAAACAGUGACCCUGUUGCAGCUUUGCUGUUGUCUUAGUUACUAGAAAAGUUCAGGUUGAUAGGGAAUUCUUUGAUGUUAUGCAUCAAUGCCAUUCUUAACUUUGCUUGUUUUUUUGUUUCAAGUGGGUAAUGGUGGUCACAAGAUAUUCAAUUCUGUUUCCAUUUCAGCGAUAACCUUGUGAAAAA